Messenger RNA from Bursaphelenchus xylophilus (pine wood nematode), 584 nucleotides. NCBI's taxonomy places the organism in Eukaryota, Metazoa, Nematoda, Chromadorea, Rhabditida, Aphelenchoididae. The record is from the annotation of a GenBank genome assembly.
AUGAACAAAGUGCAGAUUAAUCGGUACUUACUGAUCACUCUGAUUUAUACGGCACUUUCGACAUUUUUCUGUUUAAUUGCAAAUUUUUGCCCUAAAUUGGCAAGGGACUUCUCAAAAUAUGAGGAACAGGUGGGUCAGAAAUUUUGAGACUUAAGUUUUGGGGUCUGAGGACUCGACGAUGACAUUAUUGAGACAUUUUCAGGGUACCUUCUUGAUAAUUCUACAAGUGGUUACGUGUAUUGGAGCUCUUUAUUAUCUGUUCAUAACUGGAAUUCUCUAUCGUGAAAGGGAUACGCUGAAUUUAACGCGGCCAGGCUGUGUUUCCUCGUUUUCAAGUGAGUGGGAGUUGUUGUAGGAAAGCAGCUGAAGUCUGCCCGUUUUGAUUAAAAUCUAAUUUGUUCUACCGAUUUUCAGUUUUUGUCCGCAUAAUCGGCCCAUUGAUGCUGUGCGUUACGAUCAUGGUGACCUCAUUUGACGAUCCGCCCAUGUUGAAAGUGGCACUUUGGAUCGGCUUAAUUUUCCUGCUGAACUUGAGUCAACUCGCAAUAUUAUUGUUGAGAUUUAUUGUUAGCCGAGAAAAUUAA